This is a messenger RNA of Petromyzon marinus (sea lamprey), 1489 nucleotides long. NCBI's taxonomy places the organism in Eukaryota, Metazoa, Chordata, Hyperoartia, Petromyzontiformes, Petromyzontidae. The record is from RefSeq and is a predicted model, not a curated record.
AUGGAAGAGUCUGUGCUGGAUACAAAUUGCUCGCUGCUUCGGCCGUCACUCUACAUUUCUCGAGACUGUUUAACCCCCCCCAACCUCCACGGAUUUUGCCAGCCAUGGGAAACUGUUCCCCCGAGGCUCUGUGGACAGGUGUCCAACUCAUCCCCCUCACUCCCGGGUCAGGUGUCCAACUCAUCCCCCUCAUUCCCGGGUCACGUGUCCAACUCGUCCCCCUCACUCCCGGGUCACGUGUCCAACUCGUCCCCCUCCAGGUUCACGUGUCCAACUCGUCCCCCUCGCUCCCGGGUCACGUGUCCAACUCGUCCCCCUCGCUCCCGGGUCACGUGUCCAACUCGUCCCCCUCGCUCCCGGGUCACGUGUCCAACUCGUCCCCCUCUCGGGUCACAUGUCCAACUCGUCCCCCUCGCUCCCGGGUCAGGUGUCCAACUCGUCCCCCUCACUCCCGGGUCACGUGUCCAACUCGUCCCCCUCGCUCUCGAGUCACGUGUCCAACUCGUCCCCCUCACUCCCGGGUUAGGUGUCCAACUCGUCCCCCUCUCGGGUCAGGUGUCCAACUCGUCCCCCUCGCUCCCGGGUCAGGUGUCCAACUCGUCCCCCUCGCUCCCGGGUCACGUGUCCAACUCGUCGCCCUCGCUCUCGAGUCAGGUGUCCAACUCGUCCCCCUCGCUCCCGGGUCACGUGUCCAACUCGUCCCCCUCUCGGGUCACACGUCCAACUCGUCCCCCUCGCUCCCGGGUCACGUGUCCAACUCGUCCCCCUCGCUCCCGGGUCACGUGUCCAACUCGUCCCCCUCUCGGGUCAGGUGUCCAACUCGUCCCCCUCGCUCCCGGGUCACGUGUCCAACUCGUCCCCCUCGCUCCCGGGUCACGUGUCCAACUCGUCCCCCUCUCGGGUCACGUGUCCAACUCGUCCCCCUCGCUCCCGGGUCAGGUGCCGUGCCGAGUUACAGCGCCCAACAGCCCAUGGAGCCAAGCGACCAGCGACAAUCGGCGCUGUUGACGGUGUUAUAGAUUUGUCGAGUUUAGGCCUUGUUUGACUUGUGAUGUAUUUUUAUUCAUUUUUUUCCCUCUUUAGUGUCAUUCCUGAGUGUACAUCCCACCCGUACGUGUGUUUGCGCACCGCUGCAGGUGGCGCCGAGUAAGUUGUUAGGCUUAAUUUAAUACCCAUGUGUUCCCCACGUGUACAGACAGUGGUGUGAAUGUUGUGGUGGUGGUGGUGGCGCUUGUUUUGUAAGUCCGGCGCGUGCUGUGAUCGUCGCUUACAGUGCUUUUAUCGGGUAACAAAUCGUGCGCUGCUCCUUUCGGUCCCGUCUUGGCUGUGAUCCGAUUGUUGAUGAAGGCGAUUUGCUUUACGAAUAUAUAUUACGUGUAGAAACAAAACUCUGGUUCUGGGUUGUCGAUUGUAGCACUGCUUUCGUUUGGCGUUGUCUUCUGUGACGUGCUAUUGAUUUUGUGAUGCAGAAAUAAAAGUACAAAAAUAA